GAAGCAGUUCAGGUACUUCUGAAGCAUUCUGCAGAUGUUAAUGCUCGAGACAAAAACUGGCAAACCCCUUUACACAUAGCUGCUGCUAAUAAAGCUGUAAAGUGUGCUGAAGCUUUGGUACCUCUUCUGAGUAAUGUGAAUGUUUCGGAUCGAGCAGGGAGAACUGCAUUACAUCAUGCAGCUUUUAGUGGGCACGGUGAGAUGGUCAAACUGCUUUUGUCUAGAGGUGCCAAUAUUAAUGCUUUUGACAAGAAAGAUAGACGUGCUAUCCAUUGGGCAGCAUAUAUGGGUCACAUUGAAGUAGUGAAAUUACUUGUGGCACAUGGAGCUGAAGUGACGUGCAAGGAUAAGAAGUCUUACACACCUCUUCAUGCAGCGGCCUCUAGUGGAAUGAUCAGCGUAGUCAAGUACCUUUUAGAUCUUGGAGUUGAUAUGAAUGAACCAAAUGCCUAUGGAAAUACACCUCUUCAUGUAGCCUGCUAUAAUGGACAAGAUGUUGUAGUGAAUGAACUUAUAGACUGUGGUGCUAUUGUAAAUCAAAAGAAUGAAAAAGGAUUUACUCCUUUGCACUUUGCCGCUGCAUCAACACAUGGAGCGUUAUGUUUAGAGCUUCUAGUUGGCAAUGGGGCCGAUGUCAAUAUGAAGUCCUUUGUCACAGGAGCUGUAAUUGACUGUGAGGAUAAGAAUGGAAACACUCCUUUGCACAUAGCAGCACGAUACGGCCAUGAACUGCUAAUCAACACUCUUAUUACAAGUGGUGCUGACACUGCAAAGCGCGGCAUACAUGGAAUGUUUCCCCUCCACUUGGCAGCCUUAAGUGGUUUUUCAGAUUGCUGUAGAAAACUUCUAUCUUCAGGAUUUGAUAUAGAUACCCCAGAUGAUUUUGGCAGGACCUGUCUACAUGCAGCUGCAGCUGGAGGGAAUUUGGAGUGCCUAAACCUUCUGCUGAAUACUGGUGCAGACUUCAACAAAAAAGACAAAUUUGGGAGAUCUCCACUGCACUAUGCUGCUGCCAACUGCAAUUACCAGUGCCUCUUUGCUCUUGUGGGAUCAGGAGCAAGCGUGAAUGACCUUGAUGAAAGAGGCUGCACACCCCUGCACUAUGCAGCUACAUCAGACACAGAUGGCAAGUGCCUGGAAUACUUACUAAGAAAUGAUGCAAAUCCAGGGAUCCGUGAUAAGCAGGGAUACAAUGCAGUUCAUUAUUCAGCUGCUUAUGGUCACCGUCUGUGUCUUCAGCUGAUUGCAAGUGAAACUCCUUUAGAUGUUUUAAUGGAAACCUCGGGGACAGAUAUGCUCAGUGAUUCAGAUAAUAGAGCAACAAUAAGCCCUUUACAUUUGGCUGCCUAUCAUGGUCACCAUCAAGCAUUGGAAGUGUUGGUACAGUCUUUGUUAGAUCUUGACGUCAGAAAUAAUAGUGGAAGAACGCCUUUAGAUCUUGCAGCAUUUAAGGGGCAUAUCGAAUGUGUGGAUGUACUCAUUAAUCAGGGAGCCUCAAUUUUAGUAAAAGAUUACAUUUUGAAGAGAACACCUAUACAUGCAGCAGCAACAAAUGGUCAUUCAGAAUGCUUACGGCUAUUAAUAGGAAAUGCAGAACCACAGAAUGCAGUAGAUAUUCAAGAUGGAAAUGGACAGACGCCUCUGAUGCUGUCUGUUCUCAACGGGCACACAGACUGUGUCUACUCACUGCUAAACAAAGGAGCAAAUGUAGAUGCCAAAGAUAAAUGGGGAAGGACAGCAUUGCAUAGAGGGGCAGUUACAGGCCAUGAAGAAUGUGUAGAUGCAUUACUUCAACAUGGUGCUAAGUGCUUACUUCGGGAUAGUAGGGGCCGGACACCUAUACACUUGUCAGCUGCCUGUGGACACAUUGGUGUUCUUGGAGCCCUUUUGCAGUCAGCAGCAUCAGUGGAUGCAAAUCCAGCCAUAGCAGACAAUCAUGGAUAUACUGCACUUCACUGGGCUUGCUACAAUGGUCAUGAGACAUGUGUAGAACUUCUUUUAGAACAGGAAGUUUUCCAGAAAUUGGAAGGAAAUGCUUUUAGUCCAUUGCAUUGUGCUGUGAUAAAUGACAACGAAGGUGCUGCUGAGAUGUUAAUUGAUACAUUAGGUGCCAGCAUCGUGAAUGCCACAGAUUCAAAAGGAAGAACUCCUCUCCAUGCAGCUGCCUUCACAGACCAUGUAGAGUGUUUACAGCUGCUGCUAAGCCAUAAUGCUCAAGUCAAUUCUGUGGACUCUUCUGGGAAAACACCUCUUAUGAUGGCCGCAGAAAAUGGACAAACAAAUACUGUUGAAAUGCUGGUUAGCAGUGCUAGUGCAGAUCUGACUUUACAAGAUAACAGUAAAAACACCGCCCUCCAUUUGGCUUGCAGCAAGGGUCAUGAAACUAGUGCCUUGUUAAUACUGGAAAAGAUAACAGAUAGAAACCUCAUCAACGCAACCAACGCAGCCUUGCAAACACCUCUGCAUGUUGCUGCCCGAAAUGGGCUAACAAUGGUGGUUCAAGAACUUUUGGGGAAAGGAGCAAGUGUGCUUGCAGUAGAUGAAAAUGGAUAUACCCCAGCUUUGGCCUGUGCUCCCAAUAAGGAUGUGGCUGAUUGCCUGGCUCUCAUUUUGGCCACCAUGAUGCCUAUCUCAUCAAGUAGCCCUUUAUCAUCCUUGACAUUCAAUGCCAUUAACCGUUAUACCAACACCUCAAAAACAGUCAGCUUUGAAGCCUUGCCCAUCAUGAGGAAUGAACCUAGCUCCUACUGCAGUUUCAACAACAUUGGCGGGGAACAGGAGUACUUAUACACUGAUGUGGAUGAGCUCAAUGACUCCGAUUCCGAGACCUACUGAAAGGCUGAGCCAGGGUCAUAGGAGGGAGUUCGGACACUAAAACUGCAAACUGUGCUUUUUCAGGAAAAAAGGCACUUUCGUACAAAUUCAACCUAAGAGGAAAGAUCGCACAGUGAGCCGAUAUAAGAAAUGUGAUGACAUUAGGAAGAAGAGUUUUAAAGGCAAGUUUUAUAAAAGGAACCUUUAGAAUCUUGAAAUAGACUUGAUCAGAGAAAAACACAUUGAUGUCAAAUUGUUUUGUGGAAUUGUUUAAUUUGGUUUUGCAGCGCCAUGAAUAAUUUGGGACACUGUGCACCCUAACCUGCUUACACAAGCAACACUAUUGUAAAAGAAGACAUGAGGACAUUAGAUUUAAAUCUUAUCAACAAAAUUACAACUAAAUUUAAAGGCAAUAAAAGUUUGGUACAAUAGUCAUUAUGUGCACAGCAAAUUGCCAAAGGACCAAAUAACUUAAGGGUUUUUUAAUAGAAUGCCAUUUUAUGGAAACUGAAGUAGGUGAAAUGAAACAUUACCUAAACCAAACUUUAGUAUUUCUGGAAAUGAAGCUGAGAUUUGGUUUUAAAUGUUAAUUUUUUUAAAAAAGAAAACAUCUGAAAGCCUUCCAAUUCCAUGAAAAAAGCAGAUGUAUUUUUACAUUUUUUCUUUUACAUUAAAAUUUUCAAAUUUUUAUAUUAGAAUUGAAAACCAGCUGAACGAGUGCAUUAUGGGUUAAAACACUGGUGACACAGACACUGAGACAGAUUGGAUUCAGGUUUUUGUCCGGUUUCAAAUGGUUUGGGCUUAAAAUUGAGCUAUUUUUGUUUAAAAAUGUAAAGAAUUUCCUAGGAAAAAGAUUAAUGAAAUCAGAAAGUACAUUAUUUCACCUGUUGUACCUAAGUGGUCCUAGGAAAUGGAGUUUUCAAAAUUGCUACUUUUGAUGGCACACCUUAGUCACUUUAAGUUAUUUUUGUGCCCCCAUAAUGAGUUAGGAGAUUUUUGUUGUUUAUUUUGGCCCCUGGAUUUUGAAAAAUGAUGAAUCAAAGGGAAAAAACAACUCUUAUCAUUCAUAGAUUAAACAACUUUAAGUCUUUUGAAAGGUAUUUCUGUAUUGGGCAAGAUUUAAAAAUACUAAAGCUUUUUAGGUCCUAUUCAGAUUUAAAGUAGUAUUUUUGAAACCUGUUAUUAUUUGGAAAGAGAAGCAAUUGCCUGCGAAAUUGAAAAGUACCUUUCAAGUAACAACAAAAGAGAGAGAAAAGCUGAAAUUUAGGCUUUCAAAUAACAGUCGAUGUGGUUUUGCUUUUACUGUAACUGUCAGUUCCAGGUAAAAAUGAUUUCACGUAUGUAGGGUUCUUACAGGUCUGGGUAAAAAAGUUCCAUAAAUUACAGCAAAUUGAUACCCAUUUUCAUUUUAUCCUUUUUGUAUUGUGAAACUGGAAACUUUAUGACAUUGUAAAUUAUCAGCUGGUUUUUCUGAAUAUAAAGUGUGAAAACACAGAACAGUAUUUUGAUCUAUUUGAUAAUUUUGUGGGUUUUUUGAAGAAUUAAUGAGCAUGUACAUAGAAAUAGUGACUGCUUGAAUACUGUAUUUACUUGCACUCUUUCAGUACAUCAAGAUUCCUGUAUAUUUUAGAGUAUAAUAAAACACAGAUGUGAGUUGUAUUUAAUGAACAAGUAUUUGUAUCUGUGCAUAUUAUCUCAAAAUCUAUAAAGUUUCUAGGGCAUUGACUACUAGAUUUUAAGCAUUUUUUUCUAAAAUAUUUACAGAAAUUAUAAAUGUAAUCUUCCAUCUUUUCUUUGUAAUAUAGAGAAGUCAGAAAGAGCCCUUCCCAAUUAUUAGUGGUAGGAAGGUGAAUAUGCAUUUUAAAGACAGUGGACUACUUUUCUAUUGUACCUUUAAAAAAAAAAUUCAAGCGGAUUCUAAAAGUAUACAUAUGUGUGCUUUCUCUUUCCUUUUAGGAAUUCUCUUCUGAAUUCCCUGGGGGAAUUUUCUAGAAUCUCAGAAUUGAAAGAGACCUGAGGUUCAUCCACUCUCUAACCUCUUAACAAAUGCAGGAGUUCCUUCUACAAGGGUGAUCUUUCCACCUUGAACACUUCCAGUGACUCUACCUCACCAAGCAGUCCAUUCAGUUGAGCAGCUCUAACUGUUAGAAAGGUCUUCCUUAGAUGGAGUUGAAGCCUCCCUCCGGGUAACUUCUGUCCUUGGGCCUGGGUCUGUCCUCCGAGAGAACCCUGAGAAUGUUGGAAGGAUGAAUCUCGCCCGCUCUGCCAUGUCUUCUCUUUUCACAGGCUGUUUGGCUCCUCUGCUGAAGUGAUUUCCAGAAGGACUCAUUUGGCACGCUGUUAGAGUUACCACAGCUAAUGAAAUCCAAGGUGUAGCUAUAAAGUAAUGAGCUGUUUUUAAUUUAUCCUCACAUAUUCCAGAACUUUAAACCUGCAUCAGUCAUAUGUAAAUGAUGCUGUUACCAAAAAACAUUUGUGAGGUGGUUUUUGGGAAUGCCAGCCCUCUGGGAAAACUCUCAGAUUGCUUUAUGAUCACAUCUGUGACAGUCUGUCCCCUAGCUUUGUUGACUCCUGCACCCAGUGAGGUGAAAUCUUGAAGUACUAUCCCAAAUGGUGUUUGAACAAUACUAUUAUUGUUGGAGUAAGUACAUGGACUACUUGAAUGCACCACAGUAAGUUCCUUUAUAGUUACACCUUGUAUGUCAAAAGCAUUCAGGCCCUGUUCUGUAGUGUUUUUUUACCCUCACACAGAGUAGAUAAGCCUGUUUGCUUUCUCUAACUUCUGCAUGAAAGGUAACAUCUGAAAAUCUGAAGUGUAUUAUAGUAAUACCAGCUUUUGCUCUAGAACUACUUUGGGGAAAAUGGUGGUAAUAGCAAAUGACCUCCUUUAACAAGACACUCAACUCAAACAGUGCCAUUUAGUUCAGGAGAUCUCUAAGUACGGCUGUAAAUUUGGGGGUUCAUUUGGCUUAUAUCAGACCUUUUAAAAGAAAUAAAGUUUUUUAAUGCAAUAAA
Molecule: messenger RNA, 5829 nt
Organism: Otolemur garnettii (small-eared galago)
Lineage: Eukaryota; Metazoa; Chordata; Mammalia; Primates; Galagidae
Gene: ANKRD28
Product: ankyrin repeat domain 28
Exons: 23
Coding region: 202-2835 (877 amino acids)
Molecular function (GO): protein binding
Source: RefSeq, a predicted model, not a curated record